UGUGGACCUAACCGGGGAAGAGACGCCUGAGCCCCCCAGGCAUGGAGGCGAGGCGGCGAGUCCGCAGCAGGAAGAUGGCAGCAUGUUCUCCUUCAUCACCUGGAACAUCGACGGGCUGGAUCUGAACAACCUGCAGGAGAGGGCCCGAGGGGUGUGCUCCUACCUGGCUCUGUACAGCCCAGACGUGGUAUUUCUACAGGAAGUCAUUCCGCCGUAUUAUAGCUACCUAAAGAAGAGAGCAAAUAGUUACGAGAUUAUCACAGGUCACGGGGAAGGGUAUUUCACGGCCAUCAUGGUGAAGAGAUCGCGAGUGAAGCUAAAGAGCCACGAGGUCGUUCCGUUCCCAACUACCAAAAUGAUGAGGAACCUUUUGUGUGCACAUGUUGACCUGGCCGGGAACGAGCUAUACCUUAUGACCUCCCAUUUGGAGAGCACCAGAGGGCACGCUAAGGAACGGAUGAACCAGUUAAAGAUUGUUCUGCAGAAAAUGGAAGAGGCCCCGGCCUCAGCGACAGUCAUAUUUGCAGGGGACACAAACCUGAGGGACCAGGAAGUCACCAAAUGCGGCGGUUUGCCCAGCAACAUUUUGGACGUCUGGGAGUUUCUGGGCAGACCCAAGCACUGCCAGUAUACCUGGGACACCCAGGCCAACACCAACCUCGGCAUCGCUGCCGCCUGCAAGCUGCGCUUCGACCGGGUCUUCUUCAGGGCCGCAGCCGAGGAGGGUCACAUUGUUCCCCGCAGCCUGGACCUCCUGGGCUUGGAAAAACUGGACUGUGGGAGAUUCCCCAGUGAUCACUGGGGUCUUCUGUGCAGCUUAGAUGUGAUACUGUGACGUGCUUUUCAAAAAUGAGUUUAAAAUGGUCCAGGUUUUGCUCUGGGUUCUUGCAAAUACAUUUUCUACCUCUGGGAAGAUCUGGUGUGCAGGAGUUAAUACAAUGGAUCGUUGUACCCACCUGGUUCUCUGUCGACCCUCCAAGUUCAGAAUGAGCAGCUCUUACCGCACCAAAGCUGCCUGCCUGUGUGCAGGAUGGGGGGCCUUUAGGGAGCAGGCCGGCAGCCUGGGCCUGCUCAGAGCUGCUACCCAGGCAGGGACCGACAGGUCAUCUCUGGGCUUGUCUUUGUAUUGACUGUCCAGCGAGGCACCUGAGUAGUGACUGUUUAAGUCUUCACAAGGAAGAAAGAGGCUACUGGACCCUGGGCACUGCAUCUUCGAAUUGUACUUCACAAACCUGGAUCAUCUUCAAAGCUGUCUAUCCUGCAGUUUAGGGGCAGCUGUUCUACAUCAGACCUCUACAUCCAGCUGACGGGAGCCGUAGGUGAGACGUUAUGGUUUCUAUCGUGGUUUCUGGAGGGCGUGUGUGCUCGCCUGGGUGGGGGGACCUCCCGGUGGGGCCUAGUCAUGCCACCGUCCCUCCUCCACUUCUUCAUCUCCUCGGGGUGUGGGGCGUGUGUGCCUGACUUCCAGACUGCAGGGCCGGGACUUGAUCAUGUGGGAUCACACUGUAAACGCUAGUCACAGGGGCUGGCCCGGAUUCGAGCCUUUCAGUCGUUUUGAUUCACCUUUGUGUGCCCGUGAGCAGAGGCAAAGAGCUUGAUAAUGAUUAGCGUCAGCUGUAUAGCAUGGGAGAGAAAUGUGUAAAGGGAAAUCGCCUGGUUUUGCUAUUUGUAAAAUGGAAAUGUUUUAUAGGAAGUGGACAGAGUAUUUCUAAAUGUGCUUUAAAGAAAAAGAAUGUUUCCCCACGAGAAGUGUACUCGAAAUAAAGAAGUGUACUUGUUCAUG
This is a messenger RNA of Tupaia belangeri chinensis (Chinese tree shrew), 1783 nucleotides long. It is a transcript of the gene TDP2, whose product is annotated as tyrosyl-DNA phosphodiesterase 2. Gene Ontology annotation, biological process: double-strand break repair. Gene Ontology annotation, cellular component: PML body; cytoplasm. NCBI's taxonomy places the organism in Eukaryota, Metazoa, Chordata, Mammalia, Scandentia, Tupaiidae. Gene Ontology annotation, molecular function: protein binding; 5'-tyrosyl-DNA phosphodiesterase activity; single-stranded DNA binding. The record is from RefSeq and is a predicted model, not a curated record.